This is a messenger RNA of Acanthochromis polyacanthus (spiny chromis), 612 nucleotides long. It is a transcript of the gene ccl36.1, whose product is annotated as chemokine (C-C motif) ligand 36, duplicate 1. The record is from RefSeq and is a predicted model, not a curated record. Gene Ontology annotation, cellular component: extracellular region. Gene Ontology annotation, biological process: inflammatory response; cellular response to tumor necrosis factor; cellular response to interleukin-1. Bases 93 to 368 code for a protein of 91 amino acids. Lineage: Eukaryota; Metazoa; Chordata; Actinopteri; Pomacentridae. The transcript has 3 exons. Gene Ontology annotation, molecular function: chemokine activity; CCR chemokine receptor binding.
UGUUUUCGAUAAAUGUAAGACUGCACCACCUUUUGUUUAGACGUCCCUUCCAGCGUUCAAAGAGCAUCUUCGUCCACCGAUAUCGAGGCAUCAUGAGGACCGCUUACAUCCUUCUGCUCUGCGUCCUGGGAGCCGCAAUGCUGUCCACUGUUACCUGCGAAAAUUCACGUGGACUGGACAGCUGCUGCUUCUCAUACCACCUGAGAAGAAUAAAGAAAGACUUAGUCAGCUCAUAUUUCGUGACUGAUAACCGUUGCACCAAGCCUGGAGUCGUUUUGGUCACAAAACAGUCUCGUAGAAUUUGUGCUGAUCCCAGUCUCUCCUGGGUCGAAGGCAUCAUGAAAGAUAUCGACGAGAAGUCCUUCUAAGCCGUCCUGCUUCUGCUUCUUCAUCAAAUCACAUCCUAUGAAAUGAAUGUAACCGUGUGCUCAUGAUUUUUUUUCCCAUUAAUGUGCAAAGCUUCUACAAGUAAUCGAACAUUUUGCUUUCGAGUGGAGUCCUUUUGGAGGCUGAAUUGAGCCGCUGAUGAACCAUAUCCUGUUUGUGUAAUGACUCUUAUGCUUUGUAUCGCCCACAUUAACCUGCAGUAUAAACCUCAUACAAACACGGUCA